This is a messenger RNA of Pistacia vera, 3559 nucleotides long. RefSeq names its product phytosulfokine receptor 1-like. Gene Ontology annotation, biological process: protein phosphorylation. The transcript has a single exon. Lineage: Eukaryota; Viridiplantae; Streptophyta; Magnoliopsida; Sapindales; Anacardiaceae. Gene Ontology annotation, molecular function: ATP binding; protein kinase activity; protein binding. The coding region runs from base 141 to 3353 and encodes 1070 amino acids. The record is from RefSeq and is a predicted model, not a curated record.
CCGUCAUUUUGUUUCUUUAUUAUCCAUCUAUCUCUAUCAUUCCCAAGAGCCAAACCCUUUUUUUUUUUCUUUUCUUCUUCAUCAUGCUUCCUACUGAUUCUUGAUUUUACAUUACAUGCACAUAACUCUCUUGGGCUAUCAUGGGGUUUCAAGAUUUGUUUUUUAUCAUCAUUUUUGUUGGGUUCUACUUGCAAGCUCAAGCACUGGCACUGAAUCAAAACUUGACAUGCAAUCAAAAUGAUUUGGCAGCAUUGCGAGGUUUCUUCAACAGUUUGGAUUCAAGAAUCGAUGGUUUGGACACCAAUUCAUCAACUGAUUGCUGUAACUGGGUAGGCGUCACUUGCAAUUCUUCAUCUUCACUUGGAUUAAAUGAUACUUCAGGUUCUGGUAGAGUAACCAUGUUGGUUCUUGAUAAAAGAAGAUUGACUGGCAGAUUAUCUGAUUCAUUAGGCAAUCUUCUUCAUCUUAGAGUCCUCAAUCUCUCUCACAAUUUCCUCAAAUCUUCACUUCCUCUCUCUUUGUUCAAUUUGCCAAAUUUACAAGUACUAGACUUGAACUCCAAUGAUUUUUAUGGUCCUUUUCCUCAAACUAUCAAUUUUCCUUCACAAUUUAGAUUCCUCAAUCUCUCUCACAAUUUCCUCAAAGGUUCCCUUCCUUCCUCUUUGUUCCAUUUGCCAAAUUUACAAGUCUUAGACUUGAACUCUAAUGACUUUUAUGGUCCACUUCCUCUUACCAUCAAUCUACCUUCACUUCAACUUCUUGACAUUUCUUCAAACUCCUUAAACACUUCAGUCCCUACUCAUAUUUGCUACAAUUCUUCUGAAAUUCGUAUUCUUCGUUUAUCAAUUAACUAUUUCUCUGGUCAUCUAUUACCAGGAUUAGGAAAUUGUGUUUCUUUGGAGGAACUAUGUCUUGGCAUGAAUAAUUUGAGUGGUGUUAUAGCUGAGGACAUAUUUCACCUUCAAAACUUGAGUUUAUUGGGUCUCCAAGACAACAGAUUUUAUGGACAGCUUAGUUCUGUCAUUUCUAAUCUUUCUAGUCUUAAGCGUUUAGAUAUAUCAUCUAACGAGUUUUCAGGUAUGAUCCCAGAUUUGUUUGCUAAAUUAAGUAAGUUUCAAUAUCUUGUUGCUCAUUCCAAUAACUUUAGUGGUAGGAUACCUCUUUCAUUGUCAAAUUCACCGACUCUUAAGUUGCUUAACUUGAGGAAUAACUCUUUGGAAGGUUCGUUAGAUCUUAAUUGUUUAGCUAUGACUAAUCUGAUAUCUCUUGAUUUAGGUACUAAUAGGUUUAAUGGUUCUCUCCCUAGUAAUCUUCCCUUGUGUAGGCAAUUGAAAAGCAUCAAUCUUGCCAGGAACAAUUUCAGUGGUCAAAUUCCGAAAAGCUUUGAGAAUUUUCAAAGCCUCUCGUAUCUGUCCCUCACAAAUGCCGGCAUCUUUAAUCUUUCAUCUGCUCUCAAAAUCUUGCAGCACUGCAGGAACCUAACUACUUUAGUUCUCACCCGCAACUUUCCGGAUGAAGAAUUGCCUGCUGAUCCAAGCCUUCAUUUUCAGAACUUGAAAGCUCUUGUUAUUGCGAAUUGUAGACUUAGGGGUUUGAUACCCCAAUGGUUGAGUGGUUGCACCAAGUUGCAGUUGUUGGAUUUAUCUUGGAAUCAGUUCGGUGGAACAAUUCCGGUCUGGUUUGGCAGUUUUCAGGAUCUCUUUUACUUGGACUUAUCAAACAACACCUUCAUUGGGGAGAUUCCGAAAAGCAUAACUGGAUUACCAAGCCUCAUCAGUAGGAAUAUUUCAUUGGAGGAGCCUUCCCCAGAUAUACCUUUUUUCUUGAAAAGAAAUGAAAGUGUCAGAGGUUUGCAAUAUAAUCAAAUUUUAAGCUUUCCUCCAACUCUUUACCUUAGCUAUAAUGCCCUUAAUGGAUCGAUCUGGCCAGAGUUUGGGAAGCUGACAAAACUCCAUGUCUUGAAUUUAAAAGCUAAUGAUAUAUCUGGACCAAUUCCGAGUGAAUUAUCUGGCAUGACAAGCUUGGAGAGUCUAGAUUUGUCUGAUAAUAAUCUAACAGGGACCAUACCAUCUUCUUUGGUAGAACUCAGCUUUUUGUCCAAGUUUAGUGUUGCCUUUAAUCAACUCUAUGGGAAGAUCCCUUCUGGAGGUCAGUUUGCAACUUUUCCAAAUUCAAGCUUUGAAGGGAAUAAUCUGUGUGGCGAGCAUCGAUCCCCUUGUGAGAACAAUAAUAAAGAUAUCAAUCAAGUUCCUGUUGGGUCUCGUAAAAAAUCAAAAAGGAGCAAAGAUAUCAUUAUAGGAAUGGCUGUUGGGGUCACAUUUGGGACAGCUUUUCUUCUUGUCCUCAUGAUCAUGAUUUUGUUGCGGGCACAUAGCCGGGGAGAGGUCGAUCCUGAAAUAGAGGAGGCUGACACCAGUGAUAAAGAUUUGGAAGAACUCGGGUCAAGGUUAUUAGUUUUGUUUCAGAACAAGGACAAUAAUAAAGAGCUCUCCAUUAAUGAUCUUUUGAAAUCUACUAACAAUUUUGAUCAAGCAAAUAUCAUAGGCUGCGGGGGUUUCGGUCUUGUUUACAGAGCCACUCUCCCUGAUGGUAGGAAGGUUGCUGUCAAACGGCUCUCUGGUGACUGUGGUCAGAUGGAGAGGGAAUUCCGUGCUGAAGUUGAAACCCUCUCAAGAGCUCAACAUCCAAAUCUUGUUCAUCUUCAAGGAUACUGCAUCUACAGAAAUGACAGGCUCUUGAUAUAUUCGUACAUGGAAAAUGGGAGCUUGGAUUAUUGGUUACAUGAGAAACUUGAUGGACCAUCCUCACUUGAUUGGGAUAUGAGGCUUCAAAUUGCACAAGGGGCAGCACGGGGGCUUGCUUAUUUGCACCAAUCAUGUGAGCCUCAUAUCCUCCACCGAGACAUAAAGUCCAGUAAUAUUCUUUUGGAUGAGAAUUUUGUAGCCCACUUAGCUGAUUUUGGUCUUGCUAGGCUCAUACUCCCCUAUGAUACUCAUGUGACUACUGAUCUUGUUGGUACAUUAGGCUAUAUCCCUCCUGAGUAUGGCCAAGCCUCUGUUGCUACUUAUAAAGGUGAUGUGUACAGCUUUGGGGUUGUGCUUUUAGAACUUCUUACUGGGAAAAGGCCAAUGGAUAUGUGUAAACCGCGAGGAUGCAGGGAUUUGAUUUCUUGGGUGAUACGGAUGAAGGAAGAAAACAGGGAAAGUGAGGUGUUAGAUCCUUUCGUUUAUGACAAGCAGCACGAUAAGGAACUGUUGAGGGUUCUUGACAUUGCAUGUUUGUGCUUAUGUGAAUCUCCUAAAGUGCGGCCUACCACUCAGCAACUAGUUUCUUGGCUUGACAACAUUAUCUAGUUCUCUAGUUCUUCCAUUUGCUGCUCUGUUUAUCGGUGUUUUUUCAAUAUAGACAGUGAUCCUGUUGUAAAUAUUUGUCCACGUACUUGGAUUCACUGAGUUGCCGCCUCUGAUAACUUUGAGGAGAGAUAGGGAUCUGACAGAGGAAACUAAACUACUGAUCCUGGACACUGUAAGUCCUUGCAUUCAACAGAAAGUGUUGGUUC